This is a messenger RNA of Closterium sp. NIES-67, 1549 nucleotides long. Lineage: Eukaryota; Viridiplantae; Streptophyta; Zygnematophyceae; Desmidiales; Closteriaceae. The record is from the annotation of a GenBank genome assembly.
UGUGGGUAUCCUCGAAAGGUGUUUUGACGGUCGGUGACCAACAGGUGACCUGCUCGGAGCCCCGCGGGUUACCCCCAUGUGUGAAUCCCAGAGGUAUCCUGUGCGGCACUUGGGGGAAACAAUUUGCAGGGGUCAAUUUUCGGAUGAACAAGCGCGUGUCCCUCACGCGCCAUGCGCACGCGCAGCUCGUGCGGCGCCGCCAGCAGCAGCAGCAGCAUCGGCCUUCCGCCGCCGUCGUUCACGGCGGCCCUGACGGCGCCUCGUUCGCCUCGUCCAUCGGCUUCCCCCUCGUCCGCCCCUCUUCCUCUGACGGCGCCACCACCGCCGCUGCUGGUGCUGCCAUACUGGCGAGCGGCGGGCCGAUCAAGUACCACGGGGGCCCAGUGGUGGUGGGCGCGCCGACGGUGAACGUGUACCACAUCUACUAUGGCAGCUGGGGCGCCAACUCCGGCAAGGACCUCAUCGACUCCUUCGUCACGGCGCUCAGCAGCGAGUCCGGCGCGCAGGGCGCGCAGGGGGAGGCGAGCGUGAAGGGGUGGUGGGCCAUCAGCGCCAGCUACUUCCAGUCCAGCGGCGGCGCCAAGAAGAACGUCAGCUCCAAGGUCCGCCUGGCGGGGACAGUGGCUGACAGCUACUCGCGCGGCAAGCAGCUGUCCGACGAUGACGUGCUCGCCAUUGUGAAGAGCAAGGUGGGGCCGGGCAAGCCCUUCGCCCUGGACGCCCACGGCAUCUACGUGCUGCUCACCAGCGCGGACGUGACGCUCUCCUCGGGCUUCUGCUCGCAGUACUGCGGGUGGCACACGCAGGACUUCCUCAACUCCUCCCCCCUGCGCUACGCCUUUGUGGGCCACCACGGCCAGUGCCCCGACGCGUGCGGCGUGGAGAGCACGUCCCCGAACGGCAAGCCCGCCAUCGACGCCACCAUCUCCACGCUGGCGCACGAGAUCACGGAGGCUGCCACGGACCCCGACGUGAAUGCGGGGUGGUUCGACGCGCAGGGCGAGGAGAACGCGGACCUGUGCUCGUGGAGCUAUGGCAGCACCAAGACGGGCACCCAGCAGAGCGGGCAGACCUACCGCUACAACCUCGUGGGGCUCAACGGCUGUCGCUUCCUCGUGCAGCUUAACUGGGACUGUGCCCAGCAGAAGUGCGUCCUCCAGAACGCCCUCCCCAGCGAUGGCAGCGGCGGCGGUGGGCCGACGCCUUCCCCUCCCCCUCCUCCCCCGACCGGGGGGAGCAUGAAGAUGAGCUGUCAGUGCACCUGCGCCAGCGCCAGCAACCCCAUGGACUGCCAGUGCUCCUGCACCAAGACCGCGUGACUAGGGGGGGACAAAGAGCGCCACAUGGUUGAUGUGGGAGGUGGGGCGGGUGUGAAUUAGGAUCCUGGGACACCUCUCCUUGUCCAUGCCUAUUUCCUCUAUACGUUUUUCCAUGUGUUGCUGCCAACCAGGCCCUCAGAUUCGUUUGGACCCCCCUGAUUGCCUAGAACCACCUACAAAAUAAAACUUUCGGGCAGUGUGGCUGACCGCUUUCCCCCUGAUUUGACAGA